Pectinophora gossypiella (pink bollworm) is the source of this 1043-nucleotide messenger RNA. It is a transcript of the gene Ttc1, whose product is annotated as tetratricopeptide repeat protein 1. The transcript has 5 exons. The coding region runs from base 138 to 986 and encodes 282 amino acids. Lineage: Eukaryota; Metazoa; Arthropoda; Insecta; Lepidoptera; Gelechiidae. The record is from RefSeq and is a predicted model, not a curated record. Gene Ontology annotation, molecular function: protein binding.
UUCCGGAACGAAAACUAAAAUGUCAAACAAAGAAAUUGUAAAAUUGUGAAUUUGCGUCUUUUACACGAUUUUCCGUGUAUUUCCUCCAUCCAAUUAUAGUUUUUCUGUCUAAAAGGGAUCUGGCAUCCUACGUAACCAUGUCUGAGAGACUAAGGAGUACGAAUCAGUACUCUAACGAGGAGAUAAUCGAUGACCUCACAAAGGAUUUGAAGAAUUCCUUAGCCACAGAAGAUCAUACCGAAGCCUUCGUCAUUGACCCGGAGUCGAAGGCAGAAGACUUUCCUUCGUGCUCGGGAGAUGCCCCUCAACAGCCAAAAACCACAGACAUUCCAGCAAAAGACACAAAUUUGGACGAUGAUUGUGAAGACCGUGAUAAGGCUGAGAGUGAUUCAGAUUCCAUAGACGAAGUAUCACUCAAGGAUGCAGAAGUCGACCUGACCGAUGACCAGAAGGCGGAGAGGAAGAUCAUUGCUGAGGAGUUGAAGACAGUUGGCAACGACGCGUUCAAAUUUGGAGACUAUGAAAGGAGUAUAGAGAAAUAUACAGAAGGUCUAAGGAUCUGCCCGCUACAAUUUAGUCAGCAACGGUCAGUGUUAUAUUGCAACCGGAGCGCUGCCAAGAUGAAACUCGAGAAGUAUGCAGCGGCUGUCAAAGAUUGUACCAAAGCCAUUGAGCUGGAUGACAAAUAUCUGAAGGCGUACAUCAGGCGGGCCCAAUCGUACGAAGCGACAGACAAACUGGACGAAAGCUUAGCAGACUUCAAAAAGAUAUUAGAACUGGACCCGUCACAUAAGGAGGCGCAGAAAGCACUCGUGCGCUUGCCGCCAAUGAUCGAAGAGAAAAACGAAAAAUUAAAAACAGAAAUGUUAGGCAAACUCAAAGACCUAGGCAACAUGAUUCUCAAACCUUUCGGGCUGUCCACGGAGAACUUCCAGCUAGAACAAGACCCGAACACAAAGGGAUAUAAGAUUAAUUUCAAGCAAUAAUUGUUUUUAUACAUGUUGUAAUAAAAUAAUGGUGCUAAUUCCUGUAAACACCAUCUA